AGUCUUAUCUAAAAUCAUCAUUCAAAGCUAUCUUAAGCUAAUCAAGGUAAGAAAUAUUUCAUUUUUACAUUCACAUGCAUCUAGUACUUCAUAUAUUUUAUAAUUACAUUCCAAGUAAUUUGCAGCUUCUAAUAUAGUUUAUUGAAAAAGGUAACAUAUAUAUAAUCAAAUUGGAUUCAUAACUUGAAAAAAAAAAUGUUCAAGUGUGGAACCUCAUUAUUGGUGCCUUCAGUCCAAGAACUUGCAAAACAGGCCAACAUUGAAGUUCCAGAAAAGUAUCUUCAACCAAAUCAAGAUCCUAUUGUUGUAUCAAAUACAACUUCUUUACAACAAGUUCCAAUCAUUGAUCUAAGUAAAUUGUUAUCUGAAGAUGCAAAUGAGCUAGAGAAGCUAGAUCUAGCUUGUAAAGAAUGGGGGUUCUUCCAGUUGAUUAAUCAUGGAGUCAAUCCAUCAUUGAUAGAAAAUGUGAAGAUAGGUGUUAAAGAAUUCUUAACCUUGCCCGUGGAAGAGAAGAAGAAACUUUGGCAAACCCCAAAUGAUAUAGAAGGAUUUGGUCAAUUAUUUGUUGCAUCUGAAGAUCAAAAGUUAGAAUGGGCAGAUUUAUUCUUCAUCGCGACUCUUCCAUCAUAUGCAAGGAAUCCACGCUUAUUUCCAAAUAUUCCACAACCAUUUAGAGAAAAUUUAGAGACCUAUUGUUUAGAAUUGAAAAAAGUUUGUAUCACAAUCAUCAAACAUAUGGAAAAAGCUCUUAAAGUUGAACUAAAUGAAAUACUAGAAUCAUUUGAUGAUAUAAAUCAAUCAAUGAGGUUCAAUUACUACCCUCCUUGUCCCAAACCAGAAAAUGUCAUUGGAUUGAAUCCUCAUUCUGAUGCGGCGGCCUUAACCAUCCUUCUCCAAGCAAGUGAUAUUGAAGGUCUCCAAAUAAGAAAAGAUGGACAGUGGAUUUCUAUUAAACCACUCACCAAUGCUUUUGUCAUAAACAUUGGAGACAUUUUGGAAAUUCUGACCAAUGGAAUUUAUCGAAGUAUUGAACAUCGAGCUACAGUUAACUCAAAGAAAGAGAGGAUUUCCAUUGCAACAUUUCACAGACCUCCAAUGAGCAAGGUUUUAGGUCCAACACCAAGUCUUGUUACUUCUGAAAUGCCUGCAUUGUUCAAAACACUUACAGUGGAAGACUACUACAAAGUAUUCUUUUCACGCCAGCUACAAGGAAAAUCAUGCCUUGAUGUUAUGAGAAUCCAAAAUGAGAAUAAUAAGCCAUAAAAGUUUUGUAGGACUAUUUGGGCUAAAAAUAAACAUGUCUGAAAAUAGUUACCCCCUAUGUGGUGGUAGCUAAAGAAAAUUAAAUAAUUCAAUAAUGUGGAUUUGUACUAUCAUGGGAAUCGAAAAUUACUAUUAUUAAACUUUCAUAAACAACGGUUGCAAGGUUUCAUACCUGUAAUUGACUAAA
This is a messenger RNA of Trifolium pratense (red clover), 1450 nucleotides long. RefSeq names its product protein SRG1-like. The record is from RefSeq and is a predicted model, not a curated record. Lineage: Eukaryota; Viridiplantae; Streptophyta; Magnoliopsida; Fabales; Fabaceae. The transcript has 4 exons. Bases 196 to 1263 code for a protein of 355 amino acids.